GCCAAACUGACUUCGACAGUUUACAGAACUGCACUUAUAACAUCUCAUUGUUCAAAACACUUUUGCAGAAAAAAAUGUAAUGAAAGGAAGACCGCAGCUUUUGAUUAAAUACCCUCGGGUGUUGGUAUUUCCCAGCCUCCAACGAGACUCGAGGUUACGACCAACAACAUUGCCAGUCAUCAUUAUACAUUUGAAACUAAAUGAGCUUUGUAAUUAGUUAGCUCAGGGAUUCAUUCCAUAUGCUAUGGACGAGGAUUCUGAAGACCCGUCCAGCCCAUCUCCAUCCUGCUCCAACGAACCCCAACCCAUGGUGUCCCCGAGUCUUGACAGGAACCGUGGUGACCAGGAGGACAGUAACCAUGGUGAUCAGAAAGACACAGCGCAGGGUCAGGAGAGGGUUACUGCGAGUCUGGACAUGAACAGUGAAACACCAACAUUUAAUAUCGUAGUCAAAGAAGAAGAAGAAGACUGGGAACUAGAUAAUACAGGAGAGAGUCCCAGCCAUCACUCUGCAGCCGGGGAGAGACCCUCUACAUCAGGAGAACCUAAACAACACCAGAUAAAACGCAGAACGAGGCAGAAAAAGACCCACCCAUGCCCAGAUUGUGGGAAACACUGCCAGACAUUAUCGGCACUACAAAUACACAUGAGAACCCACACAGGAGAGAAGCCUUACGCUUGCUUUGUGUGUGAGAAAACGUUCAUUAUUAGACAAGCUUUGAAAACACACCAACGAACCCACACAGGAGAGAAGCCUUAUACCUGCUCUGAGUGUGGGAAGGGCUUCGCUCAUCAAUGUAGUUUGAGAUACCACCAAAAGAGGAAUUCUGAACAGAUUAAAACAGACCCGAAUGAGAAGAUAACCUGCUGCUGUGGACAAGAGUUCUCCUCAAAGUGCGUUCUGGAGGUUCACUUGAAGACAGACACUGGAGCCAAGCCUUACACCUGCUGUGUUUGUGGCAAGAGGUUCAAUAAAGAAUCAUUAAAAGAACACCAGCGAUCUCACACAGGAGAGAUGCCUUACUCUUGCUCUUUCUGUGGCAAGGGUUACUACCACAAACCGGCUUGGAAAGCCCACGAGCGAACACACACCGAGGAGAAGCCCCUGUGCUCUGUGUGCGGACGGACCUGCUCUAGUAAGUAUACGUUAAAAGUCCACGAGCGAACACACACAGGAGAGAUGCCUUUCCUCUGCUCUGAGUGUGGCAAGGGCUUCAUCAGUAAAGGACUCCUGAUGACCCACGAGCGAUUCAACUGUUCUGGGGGAGAGGAACAACGUCGAGCAAAGAGCUUUCACAAGUGUCCGGACUGUGGGAAGGAGUUCACUCAAGCAAACAAACUGGAGAGACACAUGAGAACACACACAGGAGAGAGGCCUUACCAGUGCUCUGUGUGUGGGAUGACGUUCAACCAGAAAGGGAAUCUCAAAACGCAUUUUAAAGUGCACACAGGCAGGGAUCCCAGUUUCCUGCCUGACAUGGACAUGAGGACGACUUCUUCAGAAGCAGUGAAACAACCUCCGGACAACAGACAUAAUGUUGGGAAACCACAACGAUGCCUGAAUCAGAUUGGCAAGGAGGGAACCCACACCCUUCCGGCACCACAAACCCACAACCUUCCGGCACCACAAACCCACAACCUACCGGCACCACAAACCCACAACCUUCCGGCACCACAAACCCACAACCUACCGGCACCACAAACCCACAACCUACCGGCACCACAAACCCACAACCUACCGGCACCACAAACCCACAACCUACCGGCACCACAAACCCACAACCUACCGGCACCACAAACCCACCACCUCCCGGCACCGCAGAGGGAAGGAAGCCACCACCUCCCGGCACCACAGAAACCCACCAUGUCCCCCAGGGGAGAAAAACGCUAUCUCUGCACUGAAUGUGGCAAGACUUACACCAGGGAAUAUGACCUCCGAGUCCAUCUCAGAACGCACACAGGAGAGAGACCGUACCAGUGCUAUGACUGCGGGAAGGCCUACGUCCGGAAAAACAAUCUCCAACAACACCGGCGGUCACAUGCUCCCAAGCCCAUGGGACCGACCCGCCAUUUAGGCAGACCACCCAGGGUGGGCUCUAGUAGUGGAAGGUCCAACCAAUCACCCAGGGUAGGAAAAGCUUAGCAAAAAAUACAUACAUCAAUGUAAAUAUGAGAGACUUAUGCCCUUACCGCAGAUGGAGAGAGGACACUGGCAGUACUGGCACCUUUAAAAAUGGGGCUGGGUCCAUAUCUUCAUCCCAAAUGGCACCCUAUUCCCUAUAUAGUGCACUACUUUUGACCAGGGCCCAUAUGGGAACCUUGAGGGCUCUGCUGAAAUGUAGUGCAUUAUAUAGGGAAUAGGGUGCUAUUUUGGACACCCACCAUGCCUCUUAUGACUACAGAAUCGUUAUUCUUUCUGGUGUGUGCGCGCGCACGUAUUUGUGUGUGUGUUGUAGAGGUCGACCGAUUAAUCGGAAUGGCUGAUUUAAUUAGGGCUGAUUUCAAGUUUUCAUAACAAUCGGA
Salmo salar (Atlantic salmon) is the source of this 2523-nucleotide messenger RNA. RefSeq lists its product as uncharacterized. Lineage: Eukaryota; Metazoa; Chordata; Actinopteri; Salmoniformes; Salmonidae. The record is from RefSeq and is a predicted model, not a curated record.